Molecule: messenger RNA, 1080 nt
Organism: Trichomonas vaginalis G3
Lineage: Eukaryota; Parabasalia; Trichomonadida; Trichomonadidae
Product: protein ubiquitination
Exons: 1
Coding region: 1-1080 (359 amino acids)
Source: RefSeq, a predicted model, not a curated record
AUGUUUCAGGAUAUUUCUUGUUUAGAAGAGAUACCAAUUCCAGAUUCAUUACAACCCACAAUAUUCAUACAGAAUUCACUCAUCAAACUUGUUAAAAAUGAAUGUGUUGACAAGUUUUGUAGAAUAAUAUUAGAAUCUGAACAGUAUAAAACAAAAAUAAUUGUGGAAAAGCUUGCCGAAGAAUUAGUUAUACUAUCUCAAAUCAGACAGAAUAGAUUCCAUUUGAUUUCAAGAAUCUGCCAGAAUCUUUUCUCGGAAAGUUAUUACAAAGAACAGCUUCGUCCAUUACUCUUAAGGCGUAUUUUCCGAGAGUCAUCAUACUAUCUUUUACUUUGUCUUUAUAAUGACCAAAUUUAUAGUCAAAAUGACAUAAUGAACCUCAUUCUCGAGCAGAAGAGAUCAGAUUUUGCAAUGUACUUCGCCCCAGAGUUUGGUCUUAUAGAUACCUCAAUAAUGAUUCCAAAGCAAUGGGUCAAAAAAGUAAUUAAACAUCUUAGUGAUUAUCAAGCAAAUGACUGGGCUCUAUUUAAAGAGUAUAGAACACUAGGAUGGUUACCAAAUUCCAUUGUUGCCGCUAUCAAGAAAGAUGAUCUUGACGCCUUACUCGAUUUUGAAGUUGAUUCAAGAUUCAAUAUUAACAAUUUUAUCGAAGCCUCUCCACUUGAACCGUUUAGAUUGCCAAGAGUUAAUACAUACAUGUCACUCGCAGCAAUAUUUGGAUCAAUCAAUUGCUUCAAAUUGUUCUAUCAAUCAGAUAUUCCAGUGACUGACAGAAUAAUGCACUCUGCAAUUGCAGGCGGCAAUUAUGAGAUUGUAAGAAUAUGCGCUAGAUCAGUUUGCGAUGGCUUUGAAGCGGCAAUUGAAUAUCGUCAAAACGAAAUUAUGGACUGGCUCCUUCAGAACAGUCUGUGCAAAAUUAGUUCGGCUGUUUGCAUGGAUUGGAACAAUCUUCUUGCAGCUCUUUAUCUUUCAGAUAAGACAGAAACAAAUGAAAUUCUCAUCAAAGGAAUGAAUGAGAUUUAUGAAGGCAAGGCAAUCGCUAUGCCUGAAAUUGUAAGUUCAUCAUCAAAUUAUUUCUGA